UGUACUGGUUAUAAUUCUAAGUGUAGAGAUAAGUAACCAUUUCACAUGAUCAUGAAUGCUUCUAAAUUUACAGAUAACAACUUCAAUCUUCAACAGCACCAAUCUCUCAUAACUUGUUGUUAUCAAUAGGGUCUUAAUUUAGGGUUCCAAAUUUAGCUUAGCUUAAAUAUUUGAUAGUGCGACCCGUCAGUAUAAAUUUUUUUCAUUUGUGACUCAAAUUUAAAUGAACAAAUUUUUUUAAUUUAACCAGAUCAAUCAAAGUUAGUUUCACCAUCAGUUAUCAUCAUCAUGUCCGUUGAACUUUCGCCUGAAGAGCAAUACAGAUGGAUCACCAAAGACUUACAAGAAGUCUUAAAUGCUCAAAUCAUUAAAGAUGUAUUGGAAAAGGAAAAGAGACCAUUAAGACUCUACUGGGGUACUGCUCCAACUGGUAAACCACAUUGUGGAUAUUUUGUACCAAUGAUUAAAUUAGCUCAUUUCUUAAAGGCUGGGUGUGAAGUUACUAUUCUUUUAGCUGAUUUACAUGCCUUUUUAGAUAAUAUGAAAGCUCCAUUAGAAGUAGUUCAAUAUCGUGCUAAAUAUUAUGAAUUUGUGGUUAAAUCUAUUUUAACAUCUAUUAAUGUUCCAAUUAAUAAAUUAAAAUUCACUACUGGUUCAUCUUAUCAAUUAGGUGAAAAAUAUACUUUAGAUAUUUUUAAAUUAUCCAAUAUUGUCUCUCAAAAUGAUGCUAAAAGAGCUGGUGCCGAUGUGGUUAAACAAGUUUCUAAUCCAUUAUUAUCAGGAUUGAUUUAUCCAUUAAUGCAAGCUCUUGAUGAAGAACAUUUAGGAGUUGAUGCUCAAUUUGGUGGUGUUGAUCAAAGAAAAAUCUUUGUUUUAGCUGAAGAAAACUUACCAAGUCUUGGUUAUAAAAAGAGAGCUCAUUUAAUGAAUCAUAUGAUUCCAGGUUUAGGUCAAGGUGGUAAAAUGAGUGCUUCAGAUCCAAAUUCUAAAAUUGAUAUUAUUGAAGAUCCAAAAGUAGUAAGAAAGAAGGUUAAUAGUGCUUAUUGUGCUCCAGGUGAUAUAAAAGAUAAUGGGUUAAUUGCUUUCCUUGAAUUUGUUGUUCAACCAAUUCAAGAAUUAUUAGCUGAUAAAGAAGGUGUAUUCAAAUUAGAAAUAAAUAGACCUGAAAAAUAUGGUGGUCCAAUUACUUAUACUUCAAUUGAUGAAUUAAAAGCUGAUUAUGAAAGUGAAAAAUUAUCUCCAGUUGAUCUUAAAUCAGGUGUAGCUGAAAGAAUUGUUGAUUUAUUGGCUCCAAUCAGAACCCAAUUCGAUGCUAGUCCUGAAUUCCAAGCUGCUCAAAAGAAUGGUUAUCCUGAAGUGAAUCCAAAAGGUGAAAAGAAAGUGAAAAAGUCUAAAGAUAAAGGUUCAAGAUAUCCUGGUGCUGGUAAAAGUGAAUCUCCAGCUCCAGAAACUGCUCCAGCUUCUGCCACUGAAACUAUCACUGAAACCUUAGAAUAUACUAAACUAGAAUAGAUUAAUCUUACAAUCUUUAUAGAAUCUUUUAUACUUAGUUUAUAGAAUCUACUUAUAUAUAUAUACUUAACUUGUCUUAACUAUGUGCGUGCAUGUACCAAUUCUAUAGCCAAUCAAUUCAUGCUCAAAAUUGU
Scheffersomyces coipomensis is the source of this 1646-nucleotide messenger RNA. It is a transcript of the gene TYS1, whose product is annotated as tyrosine--tRNA ligase. The transcript has a single exon. Gene Ontology annotation, biological process: tyrosyl-tRNA aminoacylation. Bases 289 to 1512 code for a protein of 407 amino acids. Gene Ontology annotation, molecular function: tyrosine-tRNA ligase activity; ATP binding. Gene Ontology annotation, cellular component: cytoplasm. Lineage: Eukaryota; Fungi; Ascomycota; Pichiomycetes; Serinales; Debaryomycetaceae. The record is from RefSeq and is a predicted model, not a curated record.